GGUACAACAGCACAGGGCACUUCCAGACGCACUGCAGAGGUGUGAGGAGGUUAUGUCCAAAAUGUUAAAUUCCAAUAUUUUGUGAGGUUACCGGUGCAGCUGGGCUUGUGUCUAAACAUUGCAAGGUUUCAAAAAUCACGAGAUUGUACUGCCACUGACAGCGGUGUUUGUUUGCUUUGUCGUUUCAAAAAGUAGCUUGAUGAGUGUCCAAAGUAACAUUGGAAGUUUGGAGGGGACGCCAUCUUGGUCCUAGCUCUCCACGUCCCCGACAACACCGGGGUUGCUUUCUCAGCAACAUAUCACGGCAGUGGUGAAGGCCAAGGCAGGUACCAUGGAGGAGCUGCACAGCCUGGACCCCCGGAGACAAGAGCUGCUGGAGGCUCGAUUCAUGGGUGGGGUCAGUGGCAGCACUGGGGGCAGCACUGGCAGCACCAGCGGGGGAACCAAAGCCUUGACAAACAAUGAAUGUUCAAAUCAAAGUUUUGGAAGCCUGGGGUCCUCCAGUGACAAGGAGUCAGAGAGCUCAGACGUGAAAAGGGGGAGCUCUCCUGCAUACUCGACUCCUGAAAAGAAACACUCUGAAUCGUCCAGAGGAAGAAAGAGGAAACCCGACACCCAGUCGGAGAACAGCCAAGGGAAGUCUAUUGUGCGAGGACCCAAAAUUAGUGAUUAUUUUGAUUUCCAUGGAGGGAACGGGUCCAGUCCUGUGAGAGGUCUCCCCUCUGUGAUCCGCUCACCUCAGAACUCACAUUCCCACUCUGUGCAGGGUUCCAGUAUUAGGCAAAACAGCUCAUCGCCUACGAGUCUGUCUUUUGGGGAACAUGUGAUGCAUCCAAAGCAGUUGGCAAUCAAAUGUGUGCAGACUGACCUGACGGGGCUCAAGUUGGCUGCCCUGGAGAUGAACAAGAACCUGGACCUUGAGAAAAAAGAAGGCAGAAUUGAUGAUUUGCUUAGAGCGAACUGCGAUCUCAGGAGACAGAUAGACGAACAACAGAAAUUACUUGAAAAGUACAAAGAACGCUUAAAUAAAUGCAUCACCAUGAGCAAGAAGUUGCUCAUAGAAAAGAGCACCCAGGAGAAGCAGGCGUGCCGGGAAAAGAGUAUGCAGGACAGACUACGGUUAGGCCAUUUUACCACUGUGCGACAUGGAGCCUCUUUCACAGAGCAGUGGACCGAUGGCUUUGCCUUCCAAAACCUAGUCAAACAGCAAGAGUGGAUAAACCAACAGAGGGAGGAUAUCGAGAAGCAGAGAAAACUCCUAGCCAAAAGGAAACCCCCAUCGUCCAGCAACUCCCAAGCACCAACCACAAACUCUGAGCCAAAGCAACGCAAAACCAAGGCAGUGAACGGGGCGGAGAAUGAUCCCUUUCUGAAGCCCAGCCUACCUCAGCUGUUGACUCUAGCUGAGUAUCACGAGCAGGAAGAGAUCUACAAGCUACGACUCGGGCAUCUCAAAAAGGAAGAAGCAGAAAUCCAGGUGGAGCUGGAGCGUCUGGAGAGAGUGCGGAACCUUCACAUUCGGGAACUUAAGAGAAUAAAUAACGAGGACAGUUCACAAUUCAAAGACCAUCCGACUUUGAACGAGAGAUAUCUGCUGUUACAUCUUCUGGGAAGAGGAGGCUUUAGUGAAGUUUACAAGGCGUUUGACUUGAUUGAGCAACGCUAUGCUGCUGUGAAAAUUCAUCAGCUGAACAAGAACUGGCGAGAGGAGAAAAAGGAGAAUUAUCACAAACACGCCUGUCGGGAGUACAGAAUACACAAGCAGCUGGACCACCCCAGAAUCGUCAGGCUGUAUGACUACUUCUCACUGGACACAGACACGUUUUGCACAGUUUUGGAAUACUGUGAAGGCAAUGACCUGGACUUCUACUUGAAGCAGCACAAGCUGAUGUCGGAGAAGGAGGCCCGCUCCAUCGUCAUGCAGAUUGUGAAUGCGCUCCGAUACCUGAACGAAAUCAAGCCCCCCAUCAUUCACUAUGACCUCAAGCCGGGUAACAUCCUGCUUGUUGAUGGCACAGCGUGUGGGGAAAUCAAAAUCACAGACUUCGGUUUGUCCAAAAUCAUGGACGACGACAGCUACGGUGCAGAUGGCAUGGACCUGACAUCACAAGGAGCAGGGACCUACUGGUACUUGCCUCCGGAGUGUUUUGUUGUUGGCAAAGAACCUCCAAAGAUUUCCAACAAGGUGGACGUGUGGUCUGUGGGUGUAAUCUUUUUCCAGUGUUUGUAUGGAAGAAAACCGUUCGGCCACAAUCAGUCUCAGCAGGAUAUCCUGCAGGAGAACACAAUACUUAAUGCAACCGAAGUUCAGUUUCCUGUCAAGCCUGUUGCCAGUAAUGAAGCAAAGGCCUUUAUAAGGCGCUGCCUGGCAUACAGGAAGGAGGACCGGUUUGAUGUUCACCAGCUGGGAAGGGAUUCCUACCUGCUUCCUCACAUGAGGAGGUCCAACUCUUCAGGGAACUUGCAGAUGGGUGCCGGUGGCUCAGGACCUGCCGCCUCCAGCAUCAUUUCGUACUGAGGGCUGGUCCUGGACUGACUGAAUUACUGCCCCCCCCAUGUGUGGGGUAGCGGAGCUACAUGCCAACUAGUGGUGUACGGGAGGACAAGAGGGGUCCGUUGGCCAUAGACACUGCAAACUGAAUGAUGUGGAGUUUGGCCUUCGCCUGGACUGUGCUGAGUUUCAAAUGGGUGUUUUCUAAAGACUAAUGAAAGGAUGUUUAAAGAACAUAAGUGAAUGACCUUGUAAAAGGUUGAAUAGAGCACUGCUACAGACAAAGUAACUUGAAGAAAUGUGACUGGACACUUGAGUUUGUUUUGCUGGUGGAAGCCUUAUAGGACCUUAGGGAUUACUGGCAGCCUGCCGUUUUAGAAUCGUUAACAUCCUCUUGCAAGGGUGCAAAUGCUUUAGCUGCGAAGAGUUUCCCUUUUCACCAUCAAUUUGGCUUUGUUUUUUGUUUUCAGCAAAAGUUUUAGGUUUUAAUUUGAGUUGUACAAUUAGCUAUGAGAAUGUAAUUUUAGCAUACAAGUGGUAUUGUCAUUUAGGCCCAGGCAGCAUACUAAUGUUGAAUGCACAAAAUAACCAAAUGUAGACAAAUGGCAAUGUACAGAAUAAUAUGCAGGAUGAUUUUAAAUAAUUUCUUCAAGAGUAAAUGUAUAUUUGCUGUACAGAAGAUUUUCAGAUUUGGAAUUGCAGCUGUACCAUGGUUUAACUAUUUCCCUUGUACAUUUGUCAUUCAUUUAGCUGCUUUUGAUGUUACUUUUUAAAGGGCUGUAUGAUCCACUUUGGGUACAAUUGUACAGUUCUAUAAAAAGAAUAAAUGAUGACUAUGAUAAUAAAUACCAGGAAAUCACA
Messenger RNA from Oncorhynchus nerka (sockeye salmon), 3352 nucleotides. RefSeq names its product serine/threonine-protein kinase tousled-like 1-B. Gene Ontology annotation, biological process: chromosome segregation; peptidyl-serine phosphorylation; intracellular signal transduction. The transcript has 22 exons. Gene Ontology annotation, molecular function: protein serine/threonine kinase activity; ATP binding. Gene Ontology annotation, cellular component: nucleus. The record is from RefSeq and is a predicted model, not a curated record. Lineage: Eukaryota; Metazoa; Chordata; Actinopteri; Salmoniformes; Salmonidae. The coding region runs from base 332 to 2518 and encodes 728 amino acids.